This is a messenger RNA of Adineta ricciae, 1059 nucleotides long. The record is from the annotation of a GenBank genome assembly. NCBI's taxonomy places the organism in Eukaryota, Metazoa, Rotifera, Eurotatoria, Adinetida, Adinetidae.
AUGGGUAUAUCAAGUAUGAAAGCUGCUCGUUACUAUGAUCGAAACGAUAUUCGUGUUGAAGAAAUGUCUGUUCCGCUCGUCGGCAAGAAACAAGUGAAAAUCGAAGUGAAAUAUGCUGGAAUCUGUGUAGCAGAUGUACAUGAAUAUUUACAUGGCCCAAUAUUCAUCCCGAUGAAACAACCCUAUUUACCAAAUGGACACCAUGGUGUAACGACGAUGGGACGUGAAUUCUCAGGUGUAGUUGUGGAACUGGGAGAUGAUGUUAAACGCACUGAUAUUCAGAUAGGUGAUCGUGUUGUGGUAGAACCAUUAGUUCGAAAUCAAGACAAAUCGAGUGUAGCUGAACCUAUAGGCUGUAUUGGUCUGAGUUGCAAUGGUGCAUUUGCUAAAUAUGUAGUUGUCGACGAUUACAUGGUGCAUAAAAUUCCAGAUGCGAUCACUUUUGAACAAGGUGCAUUAGUAGAGCCUGCUGCUGUAGCUGUACAUGCUGUUAAAUGUAGUAAUUUACAACCAGAAGAGACUUGCGUCAUUUUUGGUGCUGGUCCAAUCGGUUUGCUCUGUCUUCAAUCUGCACUGGCUUUCGGUGUCACUCGUAUCAUCAUUGUUGACAUUGUCGAUAAACGCCUAGAGAAAGCACGUGAAUUGGGCGCUACAUUGGUUAUUAAUGGCAAGGACACAAAUAUUUGUCAGCAAAUCAAAGACUAUACGAAUGGUGCGGGGACACAUGUUUAUUUUGAUGCAGCAGGUACAGAAUCAACAUUCGCUACAGGUAUCUCAUGUUUGAGACGAGGCGGUCGAGCGAUAUUAAUUGCAGUGUUUCCAAAACCGUUGACGUUCGAUGCAAUGGAUAUUGUUACACGUGAGAUAAGUAUUCGAGGAAUAUCCGAUUAUCAAAAUGCGUUCGGUGAAGCCAUCCAACUGAUCAAUAAUAAGAACAUGGAUGUUGAACGAAUUGUUUCAAAGAAAAUCAAAUUAGAUGAUAUUGUGAAAGAUGGAUUUGACACUUUAUCAUCGGAUCUUUCACACAUCAAAAUUCUAAUUGAUAUUGGUUCGGACUAA